Plutella xylostella (diamondback moth) is the source of this 1104-nucleotide messenger RNA. RefSeq names its product serine hydrolase-like protein. The record is from RefSeq and is a predicted model, not a curated record. Gene Ontology annotation, cellular component: membrane. Lineage: Eukaryota; Metazoa; Arthropoda; Insecta; Lepidoptera; Plutellidae.
UGAAUGCAUCCAGGAGGCAUAAAAUACGUUAUGUUUAUGACGAAUGACAGCGAGAUUUUUUUACGAGAUAGCCGAAGCUCAAGGCAAACUCUAUCAUGAUUCGUCAUUCUAUAGCAGCAGCUAAGUGUGAGCUCUACUGCAUGUUUUGUUAGAAAAAUGGCAAAUAAAAAGACAAAGCAAUGGUUUUUCGACGCUCCUUGGGGACGACUAGCACUUGUUUCAUGGGGACAACGCUCAAACCCGCCAGUACUAUUAUGUCACGGAUAUAUGGACAGUGCUGCCACCUUCAUACCUUUAGUUGAAAAACUACCUGACACUUAUUAUUAUGUUGGGGUCGAUUUACCAGGUCACGGAUUAUCAGAUCCAUUUCCUGCUGGCAUGCUGCCUAGUCAAAUGCACAUGAUUGAAGUUAUACGCAUUGUCGUGGAGCGAAUGAAUUGGGAGCGUUUUAUUUACAUGAGUCACUCUAUGGCAUGUGUAUUUGGUGCAUUCUACAACGCAAUAUUUCCUCAUCGGAUGACUAAAGUAAUCAAUCUAGACCUGCCGCCUGCAAUUUCUACCUAUUUAGGCACCAGUUUAUUUUCAUUCUGGUACCCAUAUCUGUAUGAAGAAUAUUACAAAAAUUAUCGGAGAUUCAACACGCCAGACAAUAGACUAAUAACCCAUGAACAAGCAAUAAAUACUAUUGUUCGGAAUAGGAAUGUGUCGGAGGAGCAAGCUGAAAUCAUUUUGUCGCGAUGUCUGAUUCCAGCUAAAGAUGGAAAAUUCAAAUUCUCUUGGGAUCCUAAAAUGAAGAAAAUUACUUACGCCACCAUACCAAAAGAGACCCUGAUAAAAAUAUUUACAACUAACACACCUCCGACUUUGUGUGUAUCUGCGACAGAAAACACCUCAUUGGGGCCGUCAAAACAAUUUGGCAUAGACGUAAUGCGUGCCAUUCAAGAUCAGUGCCCGAAUCAUUUCACUGUUUUUGCUGAAGGAAGCCAUGAUGUGCAUAUUACAAAUCCUGACGAAGUCGCUUCGCAUAUAAAUGAAUUUUUAAAAAGGGAAUUCAAUGUACCUUUUAAGUCAAAACUAUGAAAUAGAUAUUUAGUUAUAAGCUCA